Drosophila biarmipes is the source of this 1228-nucleotide messenger RNA. Its product is annotated as basic proline-rich protein. The transcript is spliced from 2 exons. Lineage: Eukaryota; Metazoa; Arthropoda; Insecta; Diptera; Drosophilidae. Bases 72 to 1112 code for a protein of 346 amino acids. The record is from RefSeq and is a predicted model, not a curated record.
ACGGCCUUCCGAGUGGUACGGCCAGCGGUACAAGCUCCACCAUCCAUCCGUACUCCCCCGGAUCCUCCAGGAUGCGAAGCCAGAGGCGCCUGCUGCUCCCAGCCCUGCUCUUGGGGCUGCUCCUGCUGGUGGGAGGGAUCUCAGCAGGAGAUUCUGCGCCGCAGGAUGUGGCCGUCAGCCGGGAGAAGCGCGGCACCGUCACCCUGGACUUUGGCCUCCUCCUGCGCAACCUACUGCUGAAGAGCGCCCAGUUGUCCUCGGCCAAGGCCAGUCUGGUGAAGACCACCCGUCGUCCUCGGACGACCACGACGGCGGCGCCACCACCUUCCUCGCCCCCUCCGCCGCCACGCAGUAGGAGACCCAUUUGGCAUCCGUUCUUCAGUUCGGGCUACCUGCCGCUGGACUACGAUACGGACUAUGCCGAUCCCCCAGCGCCGCGUCCCCCAGCGCCUCCACCACCACCACCACCCACUGCGCAGCCGUCCAGACGCCCAGUUCGUCCGCCUUUACGACCACGUCCGCGCCCAACUCCGACACCACCGCCACCGCCCCCGCCGAACUAUGAUUACGACUACGACUACGAUGCUCUGCCCCCAGCCCCGGCCCCCACCGAGGCACCACCGCCUCCUCCGCCACCACCGCCACCCUCAGCUCCGACACGCCCGAGGCCACGACCACGCCCUCGUCCGCAGCCCGAGCCUCAGCAGAGGCGGCCGGCGCAGCUGGGGGAUCGCCUUAUCUAUCAGUACGCACAACCUACUGAUACCUUCUUUAGGUCGCGAGCCGUGGCGGAGGCGGCGGACGUCCCGGACAGCGGAGACGUAGACGAUGCAGAUGCGGAUACGGGUACGGGAGCGGGUGCAGGUGCUACUGGUCCAGCUGAGUCCGAACCGCCUGCUCCGACGGCUCCCCGAUUUUUGGUCAACUACGAGAGCGAUAGCGAUUUUGGCACACCGCCGACCGGACAGCAGGAUCAGGAUCAGGUCCCGCCUGGCGCGUCCAGCAUCCCGGCGUCACCGUCAGCCCCAGGCUAUUUCGCGCCCCUCGAACUCGGUGGCCUCAAUCUCAAUCGCUUCCCGACUCCCAGCCAGCAGCAGUACUUCUACAACUAAGCGGUAUAGUUUCUUACUCUACUUCUAUUUGGAACCGAAAUGGAAAAUAUUGCUUGCGAAUUGCAGUGUGUGCUUACGAUUGGUUAUAAACUAGUAAUAUAAGUAUGCUUUUUUUA